Molecule: messenger RNA, 7012 nt
Organism: Poeciliopsis prolifica (blackstripe livebearer)
Lineage: Eukaryota; Metazoa; Chordata; Actinopteri; Cyprinodontiformes; Poeciliidae
Gene: snx16
Product: sorting nexin 16
Exons: 8
Coding region: 333-1412 (359 amino acids)
Biological process (GO): protein targeting to lysosome; endosome to lysosome transport; early endosome to late endosome transport
Cellular component (GO): late endosome; extracellular region; extrinsic component of endosome membrane
Molecular function (GO): phosphatidylinositol binding; signaling receptor binding
Source: RefSeq, a predicted model, not a curated record
CUGUGUGUAAUUUUCAGUGUAACCCGUCCCGCUGUGGUAAUACAGCGCCCCCGUGUGGCUGACCUGAAACGUAACACUCGGAUCGCUUUGAGUUCAAACAAGCUAGGCUUGGACGGGAUGCGCCGGAUAAAGUGGAACAUGACAGACCGCCAUUUGCCUUUAAUGUCCUGAUAAACAAAAGGAAUGAAAUUUGGCUUUGCAGCUGAAGGGUGAAUGUCAUCCUGUCAAGCUCAACGCCGCUGUUAGACCUCGCCGUCGUACGAAACUACUGAGGGCAGCCCAGGUCUGCAUUGGUGUGAAACGCCUCGGCUUCCAGCGCCAAACUCAGGGAGAUGGCUUCACCCUUCGUGCCUGUCCCUGUCCCCAUGGACAGAGCGCUGUCCGGCGGCAGGCUGAGGCGGCCGCAGCGCGCUGCGUCUCUCGGGAGCGUCUCCAGCGGUUCUGAGUCCUCGUCCCCCAUCACCAGGUCAGUGGGGGACGAGCGGAGUCGGACCGGCGGCGAGUCGGAAUCGCAGCGGCAGUCGCGCUGCGCGGACAGAGCCAUCCGCAGCCUGACGCCCCCACCGCCGCAGAGCCCCGUGACCCGGGCCAGGGUGAACGGAACGGUGGAGGCAUCCGUCCAGUACUCGACGUGCCCUCGCUCCAUGUCGGACCCCGCCGGGCGUCAGCAGGCGGAGGAGAGGCCGAUCACCCCGACCGUGCUGGGGUACGAGGUCAUGGAGGAGAGAGCCAAGUUCACGGUUUACAAGCUGCUGGUGAGGAAGAGUCAAGACGAGAAUUGGGUCGUGUUUAGAAGAUACACUGACUUCUCCAGACUCAACGACAAGCUAAAGGAAAUGUUCCCCAGCUUCCGACUCUCUCUGCCUCCUAAGAGGUGGUUUAAAGACAACUACGACAGCGACUUCCUGGAGGACAGGCAGCUGGGGCUACAGGCAUUUUUGCAGAACUUGGUUGCACACAAAGACAUCGCCAACUGCCUUCCAGUGAGGGAGUUUUUGUGCCUCGAUGAUCCUCCGGGGCCUUUUGACAGCCUUGAGGAGAGCAGGGCGUUCUGUGAGACGCUGGAGGAAAGCAACUACCGCCUGCAGAAGGAGCUGCUGGAGAAGCAGAAAGAGAUUGACUCUCUGAAGAGGAAACUGGAGGAAAAGGAGCAGACCAUCCUGACGCUGGAGAAGCACGCCAAUGGAGGAAGCCUGGGGUCUCCCUGCGGUCUGUCGACUCAGGGAAGCGAGAGCAGUGCAGACGCCGACGUGGAGUCGUCUGCAGCAGAGGCGGAUCAGGACACGCCCGGCGACACGGGUGGCAGGUGUCGGCUCCAGCCGGUGCGGUCCGCCGCCUGUUGGUGCGGCCCGGCGCUCAGCACCUCUCCUCCGGUCAUCCAGGUCACUCAGCUGUUCCACAAGAACCCUUGAAGCCCAACGCCAAGCCUUUUCUUUUUUUUUUUUCUCCCGUCCCCCUCCGUUGUCCAAUUGGCUUCGCCUUUCACAUCACUUCGACUUCCUCCAUCUCUCAGGCUGGAACUGCUGUUUGCCCUCAGAGGGGGCAGAGCUCGACCCGAUGCACGGAGAGGAAAUAGUUUCACGCUGACACCACUUGUGGGUUAUUUAACCCGGCACCUGAAACACUUUAGAAAACCCGACAACCUCAAGACGAAAAGCCGAGCCGGGUCGCUCUCUAAUCUCCUCCUGCUUCUGCCAGGUCGAGUUUGUGAUAAUUUUGCCUCCGGAAAGCGUGGCUCCGACGAAACUUGUACCGACAAUCGACAACAAAAGUAACCACUGACAUCCCCGGACGUUUGUUGCCUUUUUGAGAAGACAGCUUCUCCGAACUGAGAAACAGCACCCCCUUGUGGCUUUUCUGAGCAGAUGUACCCAAGUGGGUUUUGUCACAGUCAACAUCCACUGAUUGUUAUCGGUGUAAACAAACCAUCGGUUUGCAUCGUGAAGCCAACAUUCCCUCUUGUCUCAAGUGCCAAGUGCGGUUAGGAAGCGUCAACAAAUCAAGAUGGAGACAUGAGAUGCAAUAGCUGACACAUUUCAUAACUAAAUAGAAGAAAGAAAAAAAAAACAUGACAUUUGUUAGUAGCUACAGUCAUUGUUUAGUAAUGUAGAUACACUACAUAAAAAAAUCUGAGUAUUUUUGAUCUAUGUUGUAGUGCAAAUAUCUCACUUUUGUCUUAUUUCAAGUGUACUGACUUGCAAGAAACAUACCAAAUUCCUUUAUAUAAGUGUAAAAAGUUCUAGUUCCACAUAUAACUAUUACUUUUUCACCAGUAUUAGGAAAUUAUUGGCUUUAAUCAAGUUCUUAUAUCUUGCUGAAAAGUUACUUUUAUCUUAUUACAAGUGUAAUAAAAUAUUUGCACUAGAAAUUAGACCAAAAACGCUUGGUAAUAUUUAUUGUUUUUUUGCAGUGUAUCAGUAGAAGACCAUUUCAGACAGUUUACUUCCAAACAUCUACAUGUUAACAUGCAGCUUUGUGUUUGAGCUAUGGAAGAUGUUACAUCAACACGUGCACUUUAAGAUACCGGACUCUAGAUUAUUGCGGUUUCCGUAAAGACGAUUUGCUAUUUACACUUGAUGUAUUUAAUUUAUUCAACACUAAGUCAGAUUUCAAAAGAAAAUGUUUUACUUCCCAACCGUCACAGUUGACAUCGGGGAGUUCAGGUGGCUUGAUCGGCCAAGUGACCGCGAGUUUAAACUACAAGAGAAAGACUGUGUUGAACCAAGACUUGGCGAAAAGCAGCCCAUCUUUCACAUCGCGAAUGGUGCUAAUUAACUCUGAAGCGGGAAACACUUCUCUGAAAACGUCACACCCAGACUGUUCCUGGUGAACACGUCACCUACACAAGCCAUACUUAUUUUUUACUUUUAUUUUUUCAAUCCAAGCAACUCCGGAAAGGCAGACGCAUCUGCGGCUUUCGCUCUUUAAUCGUUGUUUAAGGGGUGGGAGGGACGCGGAGCAGCUGACGGCGUCUCGCGCUCGGCCUGGAACGGCUCGGGUCUUGCACUUUAUGGAUGAAUGGCGAAGCUUAAUGACCGCUCGGAUGUUGUUUUUACUCUUCCUAAGAAGGCCACAUGCCUUUUUGAUCACUACAAGCCGUUUUGGUUUCCGACGGGGUCUAAGAUGUUAAUAUUUCGUUUUAUAAUCUGUGCCGCUCUGGAUAUUUGCCUCUUGCAUCAUUAAGUGCCUUGAAGGGUUGUGUUGUUGUUUUCUUAGGUUCUCUUCUGAUGAGUUGGGAUUGCUUUAUAGAUUUAUGCAGGACAUGAAACAUAUCCUCUCUCUCUCCCUGUGAUGGAAAGGUUUUAAAUAACACUCUUGUGUAUAUAUUUAUUGUUGUUUUGAAUAGAUAUGUUUUUGUAAUAUUACACAAAUUGAAUCUUAGCUUAUUUACACCUGUAGUUUCACUUUAAAAAUAUAUAAACGUAUAUGCGAACAACAAGCUCCAAACUAUGAAAAGGAUGCUGUAGACUCUGUAACACACGCUGUUUAUUAUGUUAAAAAAAAUCAAUAUUCACAUGAUUAAAGAGGGAGUAACGUAUUGAACACACCUACCUUUGUUUUCUGUUUUCUUAUGUUUAAAGUUGGUGUUACCACGGCAAUAAAUGGUGCCAGGAACCUGUGAAAUAAAAUUUUGGAUCUAUCUGCUGUGAUGUUGUGACGUAAGAUUUUUUUUUUAAGGGGACGGAGGGGAAAAGACGCUUUCUAAGAGUUCUGGUUAUUUAAAGUGGAAAAAUAGGCUCUCGUUACUCAUGAUGUUUACUUUUCAGCUCUCAGUUUCGCAAAGUGCCGCUUUAUUGCCAAACGCCAUUCACUAGAUUAGCGGCUUACGUUGUGGAUCGCUCAUAUGGGACCCAUUUCAGUCGUUUGACAUGAAAGAGUCGGCUGAAGUCAGAUGUUUGGUUCAAGAUGGAGCUUAUCAAACCGAUGUUCCUGCGCUGCCGCUUUUAUUAUCCCUCUGAGACGCGAAUGGGGUUCGAAACCGGGACGCGGUGUCCAAGUUUCAGUUUGUUUGCCCAACGAUGUCAUGGGUCGUUUCAAGAUUUUUCUUUGAGAAAGCACGACUGCAGUUUUCAUUUUAUUUUUCUUUCUCUCAACAAUACAUAUGAACAGUUCGUGUCACAACUUAAUGAAAUCAUGAGUGAACGUUGGCUAUUCAGCUCAGACUAUUGCGGACAUAUUUCAAAUACACAACAAAACAUCAGCUCAUUCAGUGUCGCCUCAUUGUCGUUAUUUGCAGAAAGAGAUUUAGAUCAUUUAUCUCACUGUCAAGCCUGUUCCACAAACUGACGCCAUUAAUAGGAAUGCAUCUCUCCAUCGUCGCCGUUCUGCUUGGGCUAUCGGUUGUGAAAAUAUGAGCUCAUAAAAGAAGCACCAGAUCCACUAAAACUUGCCAUUUGGCAUAACAAAAGCAACUUAUGUCAAAGUUAUCUCUUAAAUUUCAGACGACCAGACGUCCGAACUGGUUUUGUAAACUUUCGCCUAGAUGAAAAGUUCUCCAUCAGUUCCCGUCUGUGUUGUCCAUCACAUCGUGUCUUCUGGCGUGUCAGGAAGCGGUUAAACUGCGUGUAGAUACAAUUAGGGAAAUUGCAUAACGUCUUCAUUCCUGCGAACCAUAAUAAUCUCCAUGCUCUCUUCAAUACUUUUCUUGGGAUCAAAACCCAACGUGCCAAAUUGUAUAAUUUGACAGACUUUUGGAGACGUUAUCUACAGACCUUUGUUUAUUUUUUUUGUUUUUUAUUUCUGCUCCUGAUCUAAAGUUUGCGCCACAGUUAGAGGAGGCUACCUCUCCUGACUUGGCUGUUGCUACUUAUAAAGCAGUUAAAAUCACUUGACAGCGGGUUCCUAAAUAGAAACAUCACACAAAGUCCAAAUUGUCCAACGCUUGUUAGAGAUGAACCGAAAGAAGAAAAUCAGGCCCAUUGAAAAUGGAUUGCGGUGGGUAAUAAGCAGUCAUAAGGACGCAGUAAUGUUCCAUUUCUUUUUUGCGACCGUCUGUAAUCCAAAAGAUGUUGUAGUCCACGCCUGUUGUGCCGAGAGAAAUCGAGUGAAGUUCAGAAUUGUGGUAUUUGUGAGGACUGAAGCUGUUUUAUAAGAUCACGCUGUCGUCAAAUUCACCGUUUACUGUCCCCAAAGGUUUGACACCUAUAAAAUGUUCCCUGCAGGUCAGAUUACAACAAACCAGCAUAUUAGCUUGUGAGGUGACAAGAUCCGCGUUCUUUCUUUAAGGCUUCCUACAGAGCUAGUGACAUCAGAAGACAAUAAAUGUACUUAACUCACUUUGCACCAGAUGAUAAAAAAAGUCAAGGAUUAUUAGGCAAAUGCUAAUUUUUUUUAACCCAAAAAUUAGUUACUGUUCUGACAAAUGUCAAGAACCCCUUUUGCACUAGAAAACAUGGAUUUUUAUCAGCGUUUAAGUUGAUAGUGGUCCCAUAUUUGGCUGCUGUAUUUGCAGCUGUGGCAGUCACCUGGUAUCAGUUAGUUAAAUGAGGUCAUGAUGGGGACAUUUUAGAAAACGUCAAGUUUUUUUAUGCAAUCUCAUUAGGCCAUGUUACAUAGCCACACUUUAAGGAAACACAUGAUUCGAGUGUGAAAAGCCACCAGAUGCUGUUGACCUUUAGCCUGUAUAGAAAAACAAACUAAUGCAAAUAUAAGAUGUUCAUUAAAAAUAAAUCUGAUUAACUUUGGGUCAAACUCAAAGGUGUCUGUUGAAACAGAGGCUUUUUUUUCUUGGUCGGCACACUGUGUGUGAAACUUGCAGUUUUAUUAAAUAUGGCAUUAUGGCAUAACUUCCUCUUGUACAAGCGAGUGGCAAGUAAAGUACAUGAAGCUUUCGAUUUCAAUCUCGCCAAACAACAUUUACCCAGUUUUCACAAGCAGAUUCUGACAGCAAAAAAGACCGAGAGGAAAAACCCCAAGAGGGCCGUUUUCCGUGACCCAGUCUUAAUCUAAGAGUGUUCACCGGUUCUUGUACGUGUGCCAGGCCUCCUACUGGCCCCUGCAGCAGAAAGUAGCAGUAAAACGGGCAGAUUGAUGCCUCGUGAAUCACAUCCAUAUGGUUUGAACUUGCUGGUGUCGCGACUGUGGCCCCCGAAGCCCAUGAGUGUCCAUGUUUUGAUAAAACUAAAGGCCAGAAAUUUCAACUCCACGCCGCAUGGAGCCACACAAGCAGGCGGAGGGAAAGAUGCGAUUGAGGAAGGAACCCAUUCGAAGCUGCUUGAAUGGCUUUUCGCUCUAAAAACAGGAUAAAAGCUGGAAACAACCGUAAUGAUUUAAGGUUCUCUUAAACCGAGCUGAUAUUUUGAGAGUUUUUUCUAUUGCUUUGCUUUCAUACCAAGCAGAUACUUUGCCCAGAUCAGCUUUAAGUGCUCUGUUUUUGAAUUCAAUACUGUGAUAUAUUUGAUUCAUGAAACCAGACGGAUCGUCUGCUGCGAUGUUUUUGAAAUGGGAGUUGUUUCAAGUCCAAUUUGACUGCCCUAAACGUCCAACUCUGCAGUUAUAUGACAUUCAAACUUUUUUAUAUAAAAAUAGAGAUUUGUUUCUGAAGAUUUGUUAUUUUUAUGUCUUCGGUGAUAUGCUAACCUGACAGUAACCUUAAUCUUGCAGAAAGGAAAUCUGUAAAUUAUUGGCAAUCCUGUUACCAAUAAUUAAAUAAUUAAUUUAUUUACUCUUUUAUUUUUUUGCACAGUUUGGAAAAUGAAAAGAUAAGCAUUUUCCAAAACUUUUUUUGUGUUUUUUUUUCUUUUUACGUUAACACAACAAAUGUCGGACAUCUGUCUUCAGCUUAAUCAGUGUAAUCAAUGAAGACAUAAAAACAAAAACACUUUGUGUUGAAACCUAAAUAAAUGAAUGUCUAAAGAGAUGUUGUCCGAAAAUCUUGAAUCAUUCACAAAUUGUGGAGAGAGGACCCGAACGACAUCAUCCAGAGGGCUGCAAAUGGCCCACGGUCCACACUUUGGACAUCCCUGCUUAACGUAACACAAUUGGAUUUAACACGCAUGUCACUGGUGUUUGC